GACACGGCCAGAGCACUGAGAGAUAUCAGGUAUUGAUGUAACUGGAGUGAAUAAGGGAACCUUCUUCCUGAGCACAGACAUUAGAGCCUUUUAUCAGCAUGAACUCAUAUGUGUUAGACAAACACAUGAGUUGUUCAUAUACAUCCUUCACUACAGGAAGCAUCAGAAUGAUACCGCAAACUCCAAAAGUCUUAGACACUAAUGACUAUUCACAAACAUUGGGGAUAUCACAGCAGAUAUUAAAAGAAGAUGGUGAUUUUGCAGGAACUGGACAGCAAUCGCUUUGUACAGAGAGUAAUUUAGUCAUCAAACAAGAGGACAUUUAUGCCUUAUCUAGUGAAUUUAUUAUCCCUGAGGAUAAACCACACACAUUUACUGAGUUUUCAAAACAUAUUAAAGAAGGGAAAAGUCUACAGUCUAGCCAAAUGAUUCAUACAAAGGAGAAACCUUUCAAAUCUACAGAAUGUGAGAAAAGCUUUAGAUGGGAGUCUCCUCUACUAGAACACUACAAAAUUCACACAUGUGAGAAACCACACAAAUGUACGGAGUCCGGCAAAUGUUUUACACAAAUGGAUCAUCUGAAAACUCAUAAAAAGAUUCAUACAGGAGAAAAGCCUUUCACAUGUACAGAGUGUGGAAUUUUUUUUACAACAAAGAGCUAUCUGAAAAAGCAUGAAAGAAGUCACACAGGGGAAAAACCUUUCACAUGUACAGAGUGUGGAAAAUGUUUUACAGAAAAGAGUAGUCUGAAAAUUCAUGAAAGGAGUCACACCGGAGAAAAGCUUCUUACAUGUACAGAGUGUGGAAAAAGUUUUACAGUAAAGAGUAAACUGAAAACUCAUGAAAGGAUUCACACAGGAGAAAAGCCUUUCACAUGUACAGAGUGUGGAAAAAGUUUUACAUAUAUAAGGUGUCUGAAAAUUCAUGAAAAGAUUCACACAGGAGAAAAGCCUUUCACAUGUACAGAGUGUGGAAAAAGUUUUACAUAUAUAAAUUGUCUGAAAAUUCAUGAAAAGAUUCACACAGGAGAAAAGCCUUUCACAUGUACAGUGUGCGGAAAAAGUUUUACACAUAUGAGUAAUCUGAAAACUCAUGGAAGGAUUCAUACAGGGGAAAAGCCUUUCACAUGUACGGAGUGUGGAAAAAGUUUUACACAUAGAAAUAAUCUGAAAACUCAUGAAAGGAUUCACACAGGAGAAAAGCCUUUCACAUGUACAGAGUGUGGGAAAUGUUUUACAGAAAAGAGUAAACUGAAAACUCAUGAAAUGAUUCACACAGGAGAAAAGCCUUUCACAUGUACAAAGUGUGGAAAAAGUUUUACAAAAAAGAGUAGUCUGAAAACUCAUGAAAGGAUUCACACAGGAGAAAAGCCUUUCACAUGUACAGUGUGUGGAAAAAGUUUUACAGUAAAGAGUAAACUGAAAACUCAUGAAAGGAUUCACACAGGAGAAAAGCCUUUCACAUGUACAGUGUGUGGAAAAAGUUUUACACAUAUGAAUAAUCUGAAAACUCAUGAAAGGAUUCACACAGGGGAAAAGCCUUUCACAUGUACAGAGUGUGGAAAAUGUUUUACACAUAUAAAUUGUCUGAAAACUCAUGAAAGGAUUCACACAGGAGAAAAGUGUUUCACAUGUACAGAGUGUGGAAAACGUUUUACACAAGAGAGUAGUCUGAAAACUCAUGAAAGGAUUCACACAGGAGAAAAGCCUUUCACAUGUACAGAGUGUGGAAAAAGUUUUACGGAAAAGCGUAAACUGAAAACUCAUGAAAGGAUUCACACAGGAGAAAAGCCUUUCACAUGUACAGAGUGCGGAAAAUGUUUUACAAGAAAGAGUAAACUAAAAACUCAUGAAAGGAUUCACACUGGAGAAAAGCCUUUCACAUGUACAGAGUGUGGAAAAUAUUUUACAGAAAAGAGUGAUCUGAAAACUCAUGAAAGGAUUCACACAGGAGAAAAACCUUUCACAUGUACAGAGUGUGGAACAAGUUUUACACAAAAGAGUGAUCUUAAAAAGCAUGAAAGGAUUCACACAGGAGAAAAGCCUUUCACAUGUACAGAGUGUGGAAAAUGUUUUACAGAAAAGAGUAGUCUGAAAACUCAUGAAAGGAUUCACACAGGAGAAAAGCCUUUCACAUGUACAGAGUGUGGAAAAGGUUUUACAUAUAUAAGUUGUCUGAAAAUUCAUGAAAAGAUUCACACAGGAGAAAAGCCUUUCACAUGCACAGAGUGUGGAAAAAGAUUUACACAUAGGAAUAAUCUGAAAACUCAUGAAAGGAUUCACACAGGAGAAAAGCCUUUCACAUGCACAGAGUGUGGAAAAAGAUUUACACAUAGGAAUAAUCUGAAAACUCAUGAAAGGAUUCACACAGGAGAAAAGCCUUUCACAUGCACAGAGUGUGGAAAAUGUUUUACAGAAAAGAGUAAACUGAAAACUCAUGAAAUGAUUCACACAGGAGAAAAGCCUUUCACAUGUACAGAAUGUGGAAAAACUUUUACACAUAUGAAUAAUCUGAAAACUCAUGAAAUGAUUCAUAGGGGAAGAAACCUUUCACAUGUUUAUAAAGUGGAAAACAGGUUUUCCAUUUAAAGGAGAGUCCACGGCUUAAUUCAUUACUAGUGGGAAAUAAGAA
This is a messenger RNA of Bombina bombina (fire-bellied toad), 2631 nucleotides long. RefSeq names its product oocyte zinc finger protein XlCOF6-like. The transcript is spliced from 3 exons. Gene Ontology annotation, cellular component: nucleus. Gene Ontology annotation, molecular function: RNA polymerase II cis-regulatory region sequence-specific DNA binding; DNA-binding transcription activator activity, RNA polymerase II-specific. Bases 99 to 2588 code for a protein of 829 amino acids. Lineage: Eukaryota; Metazoa; Chordata; Amphibia; Anura; Bombinatoridae. The record is from RefSeq and is a predicted model, not a curated record. Gene Ontology annotation, biological process: regulation of transcription by RNA polymerase II.